Molecule: messenger RNA, 1261 nt
Organism: Argiope bruennichi
Lineage: Eukaryota; Metazoa; Arthropoda; Arachnida; Araneae; Araneidae
Product: techylectin-5A-like
Exons: 7
Coding region: 111-1079 (322 amino acids)
Source: RefSeq, a predicted model, not a curated record
CUCAAAGGUAACAGAUAGUGUUAUCAGCAGACAUAAACAUAAAGGUCGCCCUUUGAAAUAAUUCAACAUUUGUAAUCUUUUGCUCAAUACGCUUUCCGCUCUCUGGAAGCAUGAAGAAUAUCUACUUGUUCUGUGCUUGCUUCUUGAAUUUCUUGGCAAUAUUGAGUGCAUCUGGAAAUGCAAAAUGCGGUUGUUUAGAAAAGGAAAAAGCUCUUGCCUUACUCGAAACAGCUGAAAAUUUCCUCACCAAAGCUAGAGACGCUUAUCCUUCUUGCAAAAAAAGCUUAAAUUCUACUAAUCAAUGUGAAGGUGAAAAAUCCUUGGCUUACUUUGAAAUCUCAAGAAAGCUGAUUUCUGAUGUAAGAGAAAACUUCCCAACAUGUUGUAAUCCUAUUAUAGAUGACGAUGAAACUGAGAUAAAAGAUGACAAACAAGAUAAAACUCUAGAUGAGAAUCUCGGGGACUGUUCUGAAAUUUUAGCAUCUGGGCACAAUAAGAGUGGCGUCUACAAGAUAUGGCUGGGGAAGAACUUUCCAACGGGAAGAGCACUGCUAGUAUAUUGUGAUAUGGAAACAGAUGGUGGAGGGUGGACGGUAAUUCAAAGAAGAGGAAAAUUUCCAGUUCAACAAGACUUUUUUUUGUUUUGGGAAAGCUAUAACAAUGGUUUCGGCAACUUAAUUGAAGAGUUUUGGUUAGGGCUUGAAAAUAUACGUGUUUUGUGCCUGAAAGGAUGCAAAAUACGUUUCGAUCUCCAAGAUCAAAAAGGGGAGAAACGUUUCGCUGUUUAUCAGAAAUUUAACUUAUCAAGUAAUUACGCCAUUGAUAUCAGUGGGUACUCAGGAAAUGCAGGUGACGCAAUGCAAUAUCAUAAUAAUUAUCAAUUCAUCACUAAAGACAGAGGCGAAACCAGAUUUGCAAUGGACUAUCAGUCGGGAUGGUGGCAUGGAAGUUUAUACCAUAGUAACUUGAACGGUAUCUAUCAACCGGGUAAAAAUACUCCUCAAAGUGUUUACUGGUACGAAUUUCAUAGAAAUUAUGAAAAUCUAGCAAGUGUGGAAAUGAAAGUAAUACCAAAUUAAAUCAAAUUAGCAGUAUAUGAAAAACUUAUAUGUGUUGUAUUUUUGUUGACAAUUAAUAUUGUAGUAAAUUGUAGUGCAAAUCCAUAAAAAUGUGUUUUUUGCAAUACUGAUAUGAUUUUGUACUUUUGUAGACAAUUAAUAUUGUAGUAAAAUGUAUUGUGAAUCAAUAAAAAUGUGUUGUU